AUGGAUACCAUAAAUUUGGAUUUUGAUGAUGAGUGUAAUAUUACUCCAUCUUCAGAUAAAUCUGAAAAGAACGGUUCUUCUAUCAAUGAUGGCACUAGCAAAAAGAGACAACGUAGAAAGACAUCAACUGCUUGGGAUGAAUUCUAUUUGUUACCUAUAGAUGUUGAUGGAAAACAGAAGGCAAAAUGUAAAAAAUGUGGGGCUAAAUAUGUUGCUAAUGCUUCAACCCAUGGGAUGGAAAAUUUGAGACAUCACUUUAAUAGUUGUCCAUUACAUGAUAACUAUGAUGUGAAGCAGAUGCAUAUGGAUUAUGGAACCAAACUUCAUGCGAAAAAAAUUGAGCAAGAUGUUUAUCGUGAGAAGAUGGCAAUUGCCGUAAUAAAACAUUGCUAUCCUUUUUCAUGGGUUGAGCAUGAAGGAAAUCGAGAUGUGCAUAAAUAUCUUAAUCCUGAUGUUAAACCAAUUACUAGGAACACUGCUAAAGCUGAUGUAUUGAAAAUACAUAAAAGGGAGAAGGAGAAACUUAAACUUACACUACAUAGUGCUUUUGGUAAAGUGUGUUUGAUUUCUGAUUGUUGGUCUUCUCCUACAACUGAAGGAUAUUUAUGCAUUACAACUCAUUUUGUGGAUGAAAAUUGGGUAUUGCAUAGUAAGAUUAUUAACUUUUCUCACAUGCCACCCCCACAUUCAGGAGUUGCUUUGUCAGAAAAAACAUUUAAUGUAUUGAAGGAAUCGGGUAUUGAUAGGAAGAUAUUUUCCAUCACAUUGGAUAAUACAACUGCUAAUGAUAGCUUAAAAGUGAUUGAACGUGUUGUGUAUAACAUUAGAGAAAGUGUCAAGUACAUUAAGGGUUCAGAAGGCAGAAAACUUAAGUUUGAAGAGUGCAUUAAACAAGUUGGUAUACUUGCUUCAAUCAGUUUGCGCUUGGAUGUACCAACUAGGUGGAAUUCAACUUUCAUGAUGAUAGAAAGUGCACUUAUAUAUCGACGGGCUUUAAUUCAUUAUGCUUUACUUGAUGCAAAUUAUAAGUAUUGUUCGUCAAAUGAAGAGUGGAAUAGAGCUGAUGUCAUUUGCAAUUUCUUGAAGCCAUUUUACGACAUGACAAAACUCUUCUCGGGUUCGGAUUAUCCUAAAUCUAAUUUGUAUUUUUCAAAUAUAUGGAAAAUUCAAUUGCAUUUACUUGAAACAAUGGAAAAUUCGGGCUGCAUUGUUAAUGGUAUGGCUACAAAAAUGAAAGAGAAGUUCGAUAAAUAUUAG
Malania oleifera is the source of this 1257-nucleotide messenger RNA. RefSeq names its product zinc finger BED domain-containing protein RICESLEEPER 2-like. The record is from RefSeq and is a predicted model, not a curated record. The transcript has 2 exons. Gene Ontology annotation, molecular function: DNA binding. Lineage: Eukaryota; Viridiplantae; Streptophyta; Magnoliopsida; Santalales; Ximeniaceae. Bases 1 to 1257 code for a protein of 418 amino acids.